Molecule: messenger RNA, 951 nt
Organism: Gracilinanus agilis (Agile Gracile Mouse Opossum)
Lineage: Eukaryota; Metazoa; Chordata; Mammalia; Didelphimorphia; Didelphidae
Product: N-acetyllactosaminide beta-1,6-N-acetylglucosaminyl-transferase-like
Exons: 2
Coding region: 1-951 (316 amino acids)
Biological process (GO): transforming growth factor beta receptor signaling pathway
Cellular component (GO): membrane
Molecular function (GO): acetylglucosaminyltransferase activity
Source: RefSeq, a predicted model, not a curated record
AUGCCUUCGUUGAUGCAUUAUCUUUUUGUAGUUCCUAUUUUUACUGUAGUCAUUUUAAUUCUGGUCUACAUGUUUAAUAUCUAUAGUGAUCAAAGCCUUCAGAGGCUAAAUAUAACAAACACUUUAGUUCUAGCUAAAAUCUGCAAUUCAUUUAUCAAAGGGGAAACAUCUUUUCUGUUGGAAAACACGCUAACAGUAUCUGGGAAAUCUUGCAAGGAAUACUUGCUCCAAAGUCACUACAUAACAACUGCGCUUUCAAAAGAAGAGGCUGAGUUUCCUUUGGCUUAUGCAAUGGUCAUACAUAAGGAUUUUGAAACCUUUGAGAGACUCUUCAGGGCGGUUUACAUGCCCCAAAAUGUUUACUGUGUUCACGUGGAUGAGAAGGCGACAGUUGAGUUCAAAGAUGCUGUGGGGAGAUUGGUGAGCUGCUUCCCCAAUGCUUUCCUUGCCUCCAAAAUGGAGCCAGUUGUUUAUGGUGGAAUAUCCAGGCUCCAGGCUGACCUGAACUGCAUGAGAGACCUUGUAACCUCUGAGGUUCGAUGGAAGUACCUCAUCAACACUUGUGGGCAAGAUUUCCCCCUGAGAACUAACAAGGAAAUAAUCCAGCAUUUGAAAGGAUUUAAAGGGAAAAAUAUCACCCCUGGGGUGCUGCCUCCUGCACAUGCUGUUGAAAGGACAAAAUAUAUCCAUAGAGAGCAUCUGGGACUAGAGGCAUCUUAUGUAAUAAACACCAAAGCAUUAAAAACCCCACCUCCACACAAUUUGACCAUUUACUUUGGUUCUGCUUAUGUUGCCCUUACAAGGGAGUUUGUCAAUUUUGUUCUCCAAGAUCAACGGGCCAUUGAUUUCUUGCAGUGGUCUAAGGACACCUACAGUCCUGAUGAACACUUCUGGGUGACACUCAAUAGGAUUCCAGUUCCACUUAUUGGUAGGAAAGUUCUUCUGGGCUGA